Caenorhabditis angaria is the source of this 1244-nucleotide messenger RNA. The record is from the annotation of a GenBank genome assembly. NCBI's taxonomy places the organism in Eukaryota, Metazoa, Nematoda, Chromadorea, Rhabditida, Rhabditidae.
AUGGAAAGCAACAAAAUUGACGAAUCUUCAAAUGCAAAAUCAUGUUCAAAAUUUGAUAUUUCUUUAAAUAAUCAUCAAAAUGUAGAAAAAAUAGACAAACGCGGAAAAGGAAAAACAAAAGGAGGAGUUGGAAGUGAUUCACCGGGUAAAUCAAUAGCAACAUCGAGAAAUUCGCUGACUCCAAGAAUUCGACGAACCGAUCGAGAUUAUACAACAAUGUUACCAAUUGAUGAAGUAUUUCGAAAAAGAUGGCAUGUUGAAGGAAUUAUUGGAAAAGGUGGAUAUGGUGAAAUAUAUUUGGCAAUUGAUAUGAAAAGAACUGAAGAAGUUGCAAUUAAAGUUGAACCAAAAAAUAAGACGAGGAAAAUUAGCAAAACGAAUGAUUUUGGAACAAAAGGUUCUAGUGAAAAUGCAAGGAAAACCACAUGUUCCAUUGGUUUUUGCAUCAGGACACACUGAUAAAAUCAAUUUCUUCGGUAAGUUACUCAAUGAUUAGAAGUCUCUAACUUGACAAUUUUCCAGUUAUGCAGUUAUUGAGUAUAAAUCUUGGUGAACUUCGAAGAUCAAGUCCAGUGCGAAAAUUGAGCAAAUCAACAACAGGAAGAAUAUUAAUUCAAGCAAUUGCAGCACUUCGUGAUUUACACGAUGUUGGUUAUAUUCAUCGAGAUGUAAAAGCAGCAAACAUGUGUUUUGGAAUAACUCCAAAAAAUCGGCAUGUUUUGAUGUUAGUCGAUUUCGGUCUCAUUCGUCGUUAUAAAUGUGAAAAUGGCGAAUGGCGAGAACAAAGAUCACAUGCCGGAUUUCGUGGAACUCAUCGAUAUGUUUCUGUUCGUGUUCAUUCAAGAAUGGAACAAACACCAAGUGAUGAUAUUGUUUCAUUACUUUAUACAGGUUAUGAGCUCAUGAUUGGUGAUUUACCUUGGAAAAAUAUGGAGAAAAGUGAGGAUAUUAGAAAGUUAAAAGAAGCCAUGGUAAUUAAUUCGAAAAGGGGAUUUUUUGUUUUCAAACAUUUUAAAUUUCAGCAACAUCGAAACACAAAUUAUUUCGCGACAAGUGAACUUUCCGAAUUUGCCAAAGCUGUUUUCAGUCUCGAUUUUACAGUGGAUCCGCCUUACAAACAAUUACAAAAUAGUUUAAAAUCAUUGAUUGGCUCGAAAAAACUGAACGACCUUUACGAUUGGGAAGAAGAAUAUAAAGAGGCUAUUGAAGAAUCUCAUGAAUCAGAUCAUGAUAGUGGAAAAUAA